Messenger RNA from Mesitornis unicolor (brown roatelo), 4950 nucleotides. It is a transcript of the gene TRPM7, whose product is annotated as transient receptor potential cation channel, subfamily M, member 7. Gene Ontology annotation, cellular component: membrane. NCBI's taxonomy places the organism in Eukaryota, Metazoa, Chordata, Aves, Mesitornithiformes, Mesitornithidae. The transcript has 30 exons. The record is from RefSeq and is a predicted model, not a curated record. Gene Ontology annotation, biological process: monoatomic cation homeostasis; monoatomic cation transmembrane transport; protein tetramerization. Gene Ontology annotation, molecular function: calcium channel activity; protein serine/threonine kinase activity; ATP binding. Bases 1 to 4950 code for a protein of 1649 amino acids.
AUGUCUCAAUGUUGUACGUGUUCAAGAGUCAUUCAGAAAUCUUUUCUGGACAUAGUGGAUCAUCCAGUUAUAAAAGAUAAAGUAUACAUGAAAACGAUUACGGUUUUUCAUAUUGGGUCAGACGAACAUCAGGACAUUGAUGUUGCAAUCCUUACAGCAUUGUUAAAAGGCACGAAUGCAUCUGCAUUUGACCAGCUUGUUCUUACACUUGCGUGGGACAGAGUCGACAUAGCCAAAAAUCAUGUUUUUGUUUAUGGGCAACAAUGGCUGGUUGGCUCUUUGGAACAGGCUAUGUUAGAUGCCCUUGUGAUGGAUAGAGUUGCGUUUGUGAAACUUCUGAUUGAAAAUGGAGUAAGCAUGCACAAAUUUCUUACAAUUCCCAGGCUGGAAGAACUUUAUAACACAGGAAACCUGCCUCCAGGGUAUAAAAUCAACCUGAUCGAUGUGGGCCUGGUUAUUGAAUAUCUGAUGGGAGGAACCUAUAGAUGCACUUAUACAAGAAAACGCUUUAGAGCUAUAUACAACAGUCUCAGCGGGAACAAUCGGCGAUCUGGGCGAAAUCCUUCAAAUACCACUCCUCAGAUGUGUAAAAGCCAUGAAUCCUUUGGGAACAGGGCAGACAAGAAAGAAAAAAUGCGCCAUAAUCACUUCAUCAAAACAGCGCAGCCGUACAAACCAAAGAUUGACACUGGUGCAGAAGAGGGAAAAAAGAAAAGAACCAAAGAUGAAAUAGUAGACAUAGAUGAUCCUGAAACAAGACGUUUUGCUUACCCUCUCAACGAGCUGUUACUGUGGGCGGUGUUAAUGAAGAGGCAGAAGAUGGCCCUUUUCUUCUGGCAGCACGGGGAGGAGUCGAUGGCAAAAGCCUUAGUUGCUUGCAAAGUGUAUCGUUCAAUGGCAUAUGAAGCAAAACAAAGUGACCUUGUUGAUGAUACUUCAGAAGAACUGAAACAGUACUCCAACGAGUUUGGUCAACUGGCAGUUGAACUCUUAGAACAGUCCUUCCGACAAGAUGAAACUAUGGCAAUGAAAUUGCUAACGUAUGAGCUUAAAAACUGGAGCAACUCGACUUGUCUGAAGCUAGCGGUAUCAUCAAGGCUUCGUCCAUUUGUAGCACACACUUGUACACAGAUGUUGUUAUCAGAUAUGUGGAUGGGAAGGCUGAACAUGAGGAAGAAUUCAUGGUACAAAGUGAUACUGAGUAUUUUACUUCCUCCGGCUAUACUGUUGUUGGAAUAUAAGACCAAGGCUGAAAUGUCACAUAUUCCUCAAUCUCAAGAUGCACAUCAAAUGGCAAUGGAUGACAGUGAAAACAACUUCCAGAACGCAGCAGAUGAAAUACCUAUGGAGGUGUUUAAAGAAGUAAGGAUCUUGGACAGUACUUUAGAAAAGCAUGAUAUGGAGUCUCCAGCAAAACCUAAAAGACUACCAAUUACACAGAAAUUUUAUGCAUUUUACCAUGCACCGAUUGUGAAGUUUUGGUUUAAUACGUUGGCAUACUUAGGAUUCCUCAUGCUCUACACGUUUGUUGUCCUUGUAAAAAUGGAAGAGUUACCGUCCGUUCAAGAAUGGAUUGUCAUUGCUUACAUUUUCACAUCAGCAAUUGAGAAAAUUCGUGAGAUUUUUAUGUCAGAGGCUGGGAAGAUUAAUCAGAAGAUUAAAGUCUGGUUCAGUGAUUACUUCAAUAUCAGUGACACGGUUGCCAUUGUCACUUUCUUCAUUGGGUUUGCGUUAAGAUUUGGAGCAAAGGGGAAUUUUGGUGAAAACACUUACAGAGAGAACUAUGUCUUUGUUGCUGGAAGAAUAACAUACUGUCUCAAUAUCAUUUUUUGGUAUGUGCGAUUACUGGAUUUUCUAGCCGUAAAUCAACAGGCUGGCCCUUAUGUUAUGAUGAUUGGGAAGAUGGUGGCCAACAUGUUUUACAUCGUGGUGAUUAUGGCACUUGUACUACUUAGUUUUGGUGUUCCCAGGAAGGCAAUAUUGUACCCUCAUGAGGCACCGUCUUGGACUCUUGCUAGAGAUAUUGUGUUUCAUCCAUACUGGAUGAUUUUUGGUGAAGUGUAUGCCUAUGAAAUUGAUGUAUGUGCAAAUAAUUCUGAUGAAAAAGUUGCUCAUCUCUGUGGCCCAGGAACAUGGUUGACCCCGUUUCUUCAAGCUGUCUACCUCUUUGUACAGUACAUAAUUAUGGUGAAUCUCCUCAUUGCAUUUUUCAACAACGUGUAUUUGCAAGUCAAGGCAAUUUCAAACAUUGUGUGGAAGUACCAACGCUAUCAUUUCAUUAUGGCCUACCAUGAAAAACCUGUUCUGCCUCCACCACUUAUUAUUCUUAGCCACAUGGCUUCCCUGUUCUGUUGUAUAUGUAAAAGAAGAAAGACAGACAAGGCUUCAGAUGGGCCAAAACUCUUCCUGACAGAAGAAGAUCAAAAGAAACUUCAUGAUUUUGAAGAGCUGUGUGUCGAGAUGUAUUUCAAUGAAAAGGAUGAUAAAUUUCAUUCUGGGAGUGAGGAGAGGAUUCGCGUCACAUUUGAACGGGUGGAACAAAUGUGCAUUCAGAUAAAGGAAGUUGGUGAUCGUGUCAACUACAUAAAACGGUCAUUACAGUCUUUAGAUUCACAGAUUGGCCACCUGCAGGAUCUCUCUGCUCUGACUGUGGAUACUCUGAAAACACUGACUGCACAGAAGGCUUCAGAGGCUAGCAAGGUUCAUAAUGAAAUCACACGGGAAUUGAGCAUUUCAAAACAUUUGGCACAAAACCUUAUUGAAGACGGCUCUCUAAGAUCUUCUGUGUGGAAAAAGCACAGCAUUGGAAAUGUCUUCGGCUCAUUUCCGCAAGGAGGCCUUGAAAGUAAUAAUGCUUUACUCUGUAACAUUUCUAUACGUGACGAAAAAGAAGUCCAGCAUAAGACAGCUGGUCAGGAGUUGGCUUCGGUUCCCCGAAGAGAAGAAAUAAACUUUCAAGAGGCAAGUUCCUCAGGCAGUGCCUUAUUUUCAAAUACCGUUUCCCCUCCAGAACUUCGCCAACGAAUACAGGCUGCGGAGAUCUCAAAAUCUGUUAGUAAAAGCAAAAAACUAGGCAAUUCAUCCAACAGCAUGCCACAUGUAGCAUCCCCAACAGCUAAAUUUUUUGUUAGCACUCCAUCUCGGCCCAGUUGCAAAAGUCAGCUGGAUUCUUCAGAAAAGCAUGAAGAGACUGUUUUCUCUAAGGCUACAGAAGGAGAUAAUAAUGUAGAAUUUGGUGCAUUUGUGGGUAAGUAUAAAAAAGUAAAUUCUGAAUGUCCUGAAGUCAUUAUUAGCUGCUCUUAUCCUCUUGCUUCUGGCUCUGCUUGCCUUGCUUUCACCCAACCUUGUGUUGAAAAUGGAGGAUACAUUAAUUGUGGUUUUAUUCAUGAUGAGAGUGACACUAAUGAUAACUACAGCUGCAGAGUUGACAAAUGUGAUCACCAGUCCUCUGUCAACUUUUCGAAGAACAGCCCCCAAGCGAAGUUCUCUUUGUCAACUGGCAACUUGACAUCAGCAGUCAACUGGAAACAUGGAAAAUUGAAUAUUAAAGAUGAACUUUCCAAAAGUCAGCAUAUCCAUGCAAUGGAACUACAAAGCCAAGAUUUAUGUUCUAACAUCCUUAUGGGACUGCUUCAUAAACUGUGGACCAAAUCUAAGCCACAAGGUCACAGAGACAGCAUGGAGUUACAGCGGUUUAAAGAGGCAGCAAGCAAAAUUAAAGACAGAAGUACCGAUAUUGAGGAGCAACAGGAAGACUUCAAAAAAGCUAUACUGGAAGGCAUAGAGACAACCAGACUUCAAGGUCUUCAAACUGACUGUGGUCUAAGACAGUCUAGUUCUUGUGGUGGGUUCACUGACCCUCUGGGAGUCCAUUCAGAGCAAUUAUACAGCAAGAGUAGAAGAGCAUCGAGUGAAGACACUCAGCAAGUAGACUCUAAAGCAGCGUUACUGACGGAUUGGUUGCAAGGUAGACCUUCAAAUAGUAGUCAAAUGCCGUCUGAAGAAGAUGCAUUGGAUGCUGUAGAAAGAAAUAACUUGAUGAGAUUGUCACAGAGCAUUCCAUUCACUCCUGUGCCUCCAAGAGGUGAACCAGUCACUGUGUAUCGCCUCGAAGAAAGUUCUCCCAGCAUCUUGAACAACAGCAUGUCUUCCUGGUCGCAACUGGGACUCUGUGCUAAAAUUGAAUUUUUAAGUAAGGAGGAGAUGGGAGGAGGUUUACGUCGAGCUCUUAAAGUAGUAUGCACGUGGUCAGAAUAUGAUAUCCUGAAAUCAGGACAUCUUUAUAUCAUCAAGUCUUUUCUUCCUGAAGUUGUGAAUACUUGGUCAAGCAUUUAUAAGGAGGACACUGUGUUACACCUGUGCUUAAGAGAAAUUCAGCAGCAGAGGGCAGCACAGAAGCUCACCUUUGCUUUCAAUCAAAUGAAGCCCAAAUCCAUUCCAUACUCUCCAAGGUUCUUGGAAGUUUUCCUGUUAUAUUGCCACUCUGCUGGCCAGUGGUUUGCAGUCGAAGAGUGCAUGACAGGGGAGUUUAGAAAAUACAACAACAAUAACGGUGAUGAAAUAAUUCCAACUAACAUGCUAGAGGAGGUUAUGCUAGCUUUCAGCCAUUGGACAUACGAGUAUACAAGAGGAGAAUUGUUGGUACUAGAUCUGCAAGGUGUUGGAGAAAAUCUGACAGAUCCUUCUGUGAUAAAAGCUGGAGAAAAAAGGUCAUACGAUAUGGUGUUUGGUCCAGCCAAUUUGGGAGAGGAUGCAAUAAAAAACUUCAGAGCAAAGCAUCACUGUAAUUCCUGUUUCUGCAGGAAGCUUAAACUUCCUGAUCUGAAGAGGAAUGAUUACACACCUGACAAGAUCAUAUUCCCUCAGGAUGAUUCCCCUGAAUUGACGAUUCAGCCUGGAAGCUGCACCAAAGAAUCAGAUUCAGCUAAUUCUAUUCGUCUGAUGCUCUAG